Messenger RNA from Jaminaea rosea, 1726 nucleotides. RefSeq lists its product as hypothetical. Gene Ontology annotation, biological process: Golgi organization; protein secretion. The transcript has a single exon. Gene Ontology annotation, cellular component: Golgi apparatus. Bases 78 to 1367 code for a protein of 429 amino acids. The record is from RefSeq and is a predicted model, not a curated record. Lineage: Eukaryota; Fungi; Basidiomycota; Exobasidiomycetes; Microstromatales.
CUUCCUUCUUUUGAACUGGUUCCUCCUGUUCCUCACGCCGCAUCCUCCCUUUCCGUGCUUACCCUACUUCGGCAGCGAUGUGCUGCAUCUUCUUCUCCUUGUCGUCCUCUCCACCCUAUACGCUGAUCAUAGCCUCCAACCGCGACGAAUUCUUGGCUCGCUCCACCGCGAAAGCAAGUUGGCAUUCCUUCCCUUCUCCGACUGUAUUCCGAGCGAGCCCCUCCUCGCCUUCUCUCGCUGUAGCUUCUUCAGCCGAUUCAACGAGCAAAAAUCCUUCAGUGGAGCACUACGCCCUCUGUGGUAUAGAUGCUCACCCCUCGGGCGGCGGGACAUGGCUUGGCGUAACAAGGGAUGGGAGAUGGGGCGCCCUUACCAAUUACACGGAAGCCGGCCCACCACCGGCGCCUGCCUCGCUACAGGGAGAGCCUUAUCGCUCACGCGGGCAGCUGGUCAAGGACUGGCUUCGAUCAUCCGCUGAUGUCACGCUAGAGGAAUACGUACGAGGCAUAGCAGAGGUGCGAGACCAAUGGCCAGGCUUCAAUGUGCUGCUCGGCCAGGUAGGGCAGAAGCCCAAGCUCGCGUACAUUAGCAACAGGACUAAGUCGGGGGACGGGACGACAGGCGAUGCGCUGCAUAGUGGAGAAGAUGGACUGCCUGGUGGUGUGGAGUGGAUUAUCGGUGGGCCGAGCAGCAGCAGCAGCAGCCGCAGCAAUGGCAGCGACGUGGAUGGAAAGGAAGCACUCUCAACGACAUCUUGUGGCUCAGCAUGCAGUGGCGGACUCUCCAAUUCGGUUCUCACCGAGCCGUGGGCGAAAGUCACGACGGGCAGGCAGCGCUUUGAAGAGUGCGUGGCGAGGGCAGCGGCAAGGAGAGACGACGAGAGAGAGGGCGAAGCGCAUCUCAUCGAAGACCUAUUUGAGGCCAUGGAAUCCUCGCCUGGGCCCGUUACCACCCGCACUCAAAUGCGGUCAAGCGUCCUGAUCCCUCCCCUCAAGCUACCCAUGCACAGCCCAUCAGUGCCCGCAGCCAUACGUAGUGAGUCACGGAUGCUUGAUAGCCCUCAUUCUGCGCACCUUGAUCCGGCAGCCCCCGCUGCACCCGCUAUAAGUCGAAGCGCAACGCCGCUGGGCUUCAAGAAGGGCGGGAGCGCUUCUGGACCCAAGACAGCAUGGUACGCUACACGGACUAGCACAGUCAUUCUGGUGCGUCAGAGUGGUGAAGUGAGCUUCGUGGAGAGGGAUGUGCAUGUGCUGGAUGCUGAUGGGGUGUCUCCCACGAGGGAAGGCUGUGGGAGGCAGAGUGAGCGUCGAUUUGACUUCAGACUGGUUGAGGGGGCGCAGCGCGAAGGCAAUGAAGUCCGUACGUAGCGAAAGUGAGUCGUGUUACAUUGAGCCGAUAAUGCAUGCCUUGUACCGCUUCUGAUGAUCCACCGAGUCGAUGUCGUGCGUAAUGGUUGCCGUUGCUUUGCUCUCCAUCGCGUCAUUACAUCCCUCCUCUAAACGGUGCCCCUCGGGGCGGUCCUCCUCUGCCACGACGCGAUUGUGCUACAGAAAGCGCAAGUAGGGAGCGAAGGGGGCGCAGGAGCGUCAGUGUCAGUCUCGAUGGUAGCAUUUCGCCGUGUCCGGCCUGCUCACCUCGCAUGAUCGUCGCCCUUCCUCUAGCAGCUCCAAUGCCUCUCCCCUUCAUCGCAUUCGGUCCAACUCUCUUGAACAUAGGCGCCUGCUGC